AUGGGUGAAAUGCAAAGUGCCUGUUGGGUUUUCGAGACCAUGCAGACAAGAAAUUUGGUUUCAUGGAAUGUCAUGAUAUCGGGGUGUACUCAAAAUGGUCUGGUACAUGAGUCUUUUGUCUUCUUCCACAGAUUAGUCACAAGUGAUGGUAGGUUUGAUUCUGGGACUAUGGUGAGCCUUGUUCAGGGCUGUUCUCAAACAGCUGAUCUGGAAAGUGGAAAAAUCCUACAUUGUUGUGCUUUUAGGAGGGGUUUUGAUUUAAAUCCCAUUUUUUCCACUGCCAUUGUUGAUCUGUACUCUAAAUGUGGUGCAAUAAAGCAAGCACCUUUUGUCUUCGACAGAAUGGAAGGGAGGAACAUGAUUACAUGGACUGCUAUGCUGGUAGGAUUGGCAGAAAAUGGGCAUGCAGAAGAAGCCUUGAAACGAUUCUGUCAGAUGCGAGAAAAGGGAAUUGCUGCAAAUUCGGUAACUCUUGUUAGUUUAGUCCAUUCUUGUUCCCGUUUAGGCUCUCUGAAGAAAGUAAGGAGUGUUCAUGGUAAUUUAAUUCAGCAUGUCCAUGCAUUUGGUGUAGUUAACAUGACAGCCUUGAUUGAUGUGUAUGCGAAGUGUGGAAAAAUAAAGUAUUCUGAGAGGAUAUUUGAAAAUUGUUCCAUUUGUAGAGAUGUUAUCCUAUGGAACUCUAUGAUAACAAGCUAUGGUAUUCAUGGUUAUGGACUGCUAGCUCUUGGCGUUUAUAGAAGAAUGAAGGAUGAGGGAUUUAAGCCAAAUGAAACUUCCUUUCUCUCUCUUCUAAUUGCUUGUAGUCACUCAGGAAUUGUCGAAGAGGGGAUCAAAUUAUUCCAUAGCUUGGAGAGAGACCCUGACAUUGUGCUGACCGAAAAACACUACGCUGGUUAUGUGGAUCUUUUAAGCCGAGCAGGCUGA
Prunus avium (sweet cherry) is the source of this 924-nucleotide messenger RNA. The record is from RefSeq and is a predicted model, not a curated record. Lineage: Eukaryota; Viridiplantae; Streptophyta; Magnoliopsida; Rosales; Rosaceae.